Oryza sativa Japonica Group (Japanese rice) is the source of this 843-nucleotide messenger RNA. Its product is annotated as photosystem II 10 kDa polypeptide, chloroplastic. Gene Ontology annotation, cellular component: photosystem II oxygen evolving complex; photosystem II; thylakoid membrane. The record is from RefSeq and is a predicted model, not a curated record. Lineage: Eukaryota; Viridiplantae; Streptophyta; Magnoliopsida; Poales; Poaceae. Gene Ontology annotation, biological process: photosynthesis.
GCGCCGGCGGUCACACCUGUGCUGGUGCACCCUGGCAUUAUCCCCAUCCACCAUCCUGUGGGUGACUGGCCACCAAAGGUUUUUGGCGCCACAAUUAUAUUGAGCUGCCAUUGCUUCUCACCUCUGCUUUGCAUCCAUCCAUCCAUCAGAGAUCAGGUAGAACAGUGAGAGUGAGGUGCAGAAAAAUUUGAGCUGAAGCUGAGGAUGGCAACAUCCAUGAUCACCUCGCCGCUGGUGGCGCCGGCCCGGGCCAAGGGCCUUCCGUCCAUCUCCCGCCGGGGAUCCUCCUUCGCCAUCGUCUGCAGCGGUGGGAAGAAGAUCAAGACCGACAAGCCCUACGGGAUUGGAGGUGGCAUGUCAGUCGAUAUUGAUGCAUCUGGCAGGAAGAGCACGGUCAGGACUUGUCCCCAGCUCCUAAAUUUCUCAAUGGGAAGGGUGUGUACCAAUUCGUUGACAAGUACGGCGCAAACGUCGACGGCUACAGCCCAAUCUACUCGCCGGAGGAAUGGUCUCCCACCGGUGACACCUACGUUGGUGGAACCACCGGGCUUCUGAUCUGGGCCGUGACCCUCGCCGGGCUCCUCGGCGGCGGCGCCCUCCUCGUCUACAACACCAGCGCCCUCGCCGGCUAAAUUUCACCCAAAUCCAGUCUAUGUAUGUAACACCAAGCUGGGUGUCUGCAUAUUCAUCUGUAAUCUAAGAUAGCCUUCCUCUGAAUGCGAUGUGAUGAUGCCCACUGCUUAAUCAAACUGCAUUGUGAUUAAUCUAUGUAACACUGUACUUGCAUGAUGAUGAUAUACUACACUUGAUACUUGAAUUUGGAGAUUAAUUGUUGAUACUAAA